AUGAAUAUCGAUGUGGUGUUUGAGAUACUCUUGCAUCUUCCUGUUCGAUCCCUCUUGAGAUUCAUAGCUGUCCACAAAUCGUGGUAUUACAUCAUCAAUUCUCCAGACUUUAGAAAAUUGUACAACUUGCGCCGUAAAAACAACAAAGAUGAGGAGGUAUAUCUAUGCUUUAUUUCUGAUUUCAGUCGUCCACAAGUAUCACUAAAUCUCCUAGAUAACGGGAAGUCAUUGAUGUGGUAUUACUUUCAGCAUAAUGACCAAAGGAAGUUUAAAUAUGCAUCUGUAUCUGUAUCCGGGGCGGUUAAGGGUCUAGUUUGCAUAAGUUCUCCUUAUGUGUUAGGCCUUGCAAUAUCCAAUCCUUUUCUUGGUCAAUUGAAGAAUCUACCACUUCCUCUUUGCGCUUCUACUCAUAGACGACAAAAUUUGUAUGCUCAUCAUGUGGGACUAGGUUUUGACGAAGAUUAUAAAGUGGUGCAGUUGUUGUUGUGCACCGUGCACAGCUGUUUACAUGCAAAUCUGUAUUCAGCACGGACGAAUUCUUGGAGGGAAUUGGAUAGGCAUCAAGAUUUGAUCAUCCAGAAACCCAUAAAGUCGGUGUGCAAGAAUGGAUCCUUUGCUCACUGGGAAGGGUUAACAAGGACAGAGUGUAAGAAGAUUAUACUAAGCUUUGAUAUGAAGAAUGAAGUGUUUCGAACAAUUAAAAUAUCAGGAACGGGUGACCAAGUACUUGAUAAUUACUUUCGGUCAUUUAAGGAUUUUACGAUUUUUGCCAAGGGUGAGUGCUCUUUUGUUAUCCUUGUUAUGGACAAAUAUAAGUUGAAGGUCUAUGAGUCGAGCGGUGAAGGAAGUGAGGUUAUUUGGAAUAAUGUGAAUAAUGUGAGCCUAUAUUAUUUUUGGAAGUGCAAUUUUGGGUGGACUUAUGAUAUUCCUUUUUGGAGGAACAAUAGUUGUGUGGUUCUCAAAGGUCGUACAUCAAGAGAAGUGAUUUUGUAUGAUUACCGUGUUCGGAAUAUCAUCAAAUGUUUCAAGAUGUGUGGGAGAUGGGCUACGGGUGAUGAAAUCAUGGAGUAUAAAAUCAUUGAGUACGAAGGAAGCUUGAUUUCACCUUAA
This is a messenger RNA of Salvia hispanica, 1110 nucleotides long. NCBI's taxonomy places the organism in Eukaryota, Viridiplantae, Streptophyta, Magnoliopsida, Lamiales, Lamiaceae. The record is from RefSeq and is a predicted model, not a curated record.